This is a messenger RNA of Echinops telfairi (small Madagascar hedgehog), 1319 nucleotides long. RefSeq names its product transmembrane protein 106C (gene TMEM106C). Bases 55 to 804 code for a protein of 249 amino acids. The record is from RefSeq and is a predicted model, not a curated record. NCBI's taxonomy places the organism in Eukaryota, Metazoa, Chordata, Mammalia, Afrosoricida, Tenrecidae. The transcript has 7 exons.
GGACACUUGUUGCCUCUGCAUCCCAGGCCAUGACCCAGGUGCCACAUCACGGCCAUGGGCUCCCGGCUUUCCGCCUCCGCUCGUCCGCCCGCCUGCGCGCGGAGGAAGGAAGAGGACGGCGACCCGUGGGCCGAGCGGGAGCAGGACGAGGCCAUCGCGCAGUUCCCGUACGUGGAGUUCACCGGGCGGGAUAGCAUCACCUGCCUCACCUGCCAAGGGACGGGCUACAUUCCGACAGAACAAGUAAAUGAGUUGGUGGCUUUAAUCCCACAUAGUGAUCAGAGAUUGCGGCCUCAGAGAACUAAACAGUAUGUCCUCCUGUCCAUCUCACUCUGUCUGCUGGUGUCGGGACUGGUGGUCUUCUUCCUGUUUCCACACUCGGUCCUGGUGGAUGACGACGGCAUCAAAGUGGUGAAAGUCCUGUUCAAUAAGGAGGAGUCGCUGGUCCUGCUCGCCAUCACGGCCACCUUGAAAAUCAGGAACUCCAACUUCUACUCCGUGGCCGUCACCAGCCUGUCCAGCCAGGUUCAGUACAUGAACACGGUGGUUGGUACAUACGGGACAACUAACGUCUCCCUCAUUCCGCCCCGGAGCGAGCAACUGGUGAAUUUUACUGUGAAUGCUGAGAUGGGAGGACCCUAUACUUAUGUGUACUUCUUCUGCACAUUGCCGGACAUCCUGGUGCACAACAUAGUGAUCUUCAUGCAAACGUCUGUGACAAUCUCGUACAUCGGCCACACGACCCAGAGCUCCUUGGAGACGCACCACUACGUGGAUUGUGGAGCCAACUCCACCGCCCACUAGGAGAUGCUCUGGGGGGCAGCGCCUUUCAGGAGAGCGCACCCUGUGGUCCUAGCACCCUGGGUCCCUACCUGCUCCAGGUGGUAUAAGCAGAGCAGAAGUUUGUUCUGCAACCUCCAGCAAACGCCCCGGGCACCUGGGGAGGAAGGCCUCUUCAGCAUCGUUGUGUUUCUCAGCACCAGCAGACACUGCCAGAGCACCACCCCCCCCCCCCCCCCCCGAUGCCCAGCAGGUGGUGGUCACUUGAUAAAUGUUUGAAGAAGUCGAUCAGAUCUUCUCAGGUGUUUGGGGGGCACUAGAAUCAUCCCAUGAUCCCUGGCUAUUAAAAAACCACAAACCACAGCGCGGCUUGGAGCGAGGGCUGUUGGUGCAGCCACAGAACGGCUUUAGUGCCUCAUCGGGACGGAAGCCAGGAGGGAGCAUUCGAGCACACGGAAGAAGAAGCCAUGGAACGCGGUCAGUCCGUGAAUCUCUGGUUCCAGGAUGCCUAGGGACUUCAAAAACAAGUACGGGGAGGG